AUGCUUCCUAAAACAACUAAUGAUAAAGCUCCCAAAUCAAAGCUUAGUUCUUGUUUCAUCGCCGUCUUGUUUGUACUAGUAGGGAAGAGUGAGCGAGUUUAUUGGGAAGCAAGGAUGCAGUGGAGCAGAGGGGAAAAGCUGGGAAGUGGUGCUUCCGGGACGGUGUACGUGGCCUAUGUCCUGCAAGAUCAAUGUACCAUCAAGAACGGCCUUCCUUCUAAUGUCAUGGCCGUCAAAUCUGCGGAAGUUGAGAGGGCCGGCUUGCUUUUGAAGGAGAAAAAACUGCUGGCUCGCUUCCAAUCUUGUGGUAGUUUGGCCGAUCAGGUUGAGAGUUUGGGUAGAGGGUUGUCCGAGGAUGAAGUCCGAAAGCACACUCAGUCUAUUUUGAAGGAAGAUGCCAAGAUCGCCGAUCUUGGGUCAACAAAGAAGGAUGGAAACACACUGAAGCAGAAGCAAGGCAAGCCGAGCCUUAGGGGUACGCCUAUGUACACGGCAGUGGAGUCCAUCCUCCAGCAGGACUAUCAGCCCGAGACAGAUAUUUGGGCCCUUGGCUAUACCGUUUUGCAGCUCAUCACCAAGAAGGAGCCCUGGAAGCGUGAGCCAGGUAUGGCAUCUGCGGCUUUGAUAUUUAGGAUUGCCUUCACCGACAAAGUUCCACAAAUUCCUUGCGACGACUUGAUGUCUUCUAAAGCCGAAGAUUUUCUAAACAGGUGCUUGGUUAAGGAUCUCAAGUCCAGGUGGACCGCUGACAAGCUCUUGGGCCAUCCCUUUCUUUCGGCUACCAAGGGAAUUCAAGAGCAAUCAAACAAGAAAGCACAGGCUGUACCUGAAGGUGAGAAAGCAUCGCAUAGCUCGUUCAUGUCCCAGAGUUCAUUAGGCCAAACUUUAUAGUGUACCCUUCAACCACAGUUGCUUGUGGAAGCAGGAAAAGCAUCGAGAAAGAUUUAGAGCAGUUAUAGCCUAAUAGCAGUUUCAACCUAGAUCUCUUGGUGCAGCACUGG
Messenger RNA from Diospyros lotus (date-plum), 1001 nucleotides. RefSeq names its product mitogen-activated protein kinase kinase kinase 20-like. Gene Ontology annotation, molecular function: ATP binding; protein kinase activity. Gene Ontology annotation, biological process: protein phosphorylation. The coding region runs from base 1 to 891 and encodes 296 amino acids. NCBI's taxonomy places the organism in Eukaryota, Viridiplantae, Streptophyta, Magnoliopsida, Ericales, Ebenaceae. The record is from RefSeq and is a predicted model, not a curated record. The transcript has 3 exons.